CGCUCCUUUAUAGGAACACACCCAUAUGAAGUUUUCAUGUUUUUAACAUCUGUCACAUGCUUGUAAAUCCAUACUGAGGGAGGAUUUUCCUCUUUCUGAGAGUUUUGGCACGUGUUUCACCACAGCAGGCACUGCCUGGGAGUGGCUGGUCUCCUCGGGGUGAUGGAGAGCCAGACCUGGCCCCUGGACCUUGGUUUUGAGUGGACAUUUCACAUUUUUUCUUUUAUUUCCAGAGAGCCACAGGCUUGUGAGCACAUGAACGUGGUGACCUGGGCAACUGUCCAGCCUGGCAUCAGACUUAGGAGCUUGCUCUUUCACCCCUUGGAAAUGUUAAUUAGCUGUGGCCUUACAAAAUUCUUAAUAGAGGUCAGAGGGUGAAAACUUGGAGAGCAGCAGAGACUUGCUCUCAUCCUUCUUUUUGGCUUGAUUCUGUCAUGCUCUUAAAGGUUUGAGAGCCACAAAUGUCCUACCGUAAGCAAUGUGAAUUUUGUAUCCACCUCAACUUUUCUCCUGUCCACCACCUGUAGGUCAAGUGAAAAAUAUGAUUAUUUUGUUUAAUGCAAACAAAUGUAUGCCCAGGAUGGAGCUGGACCAAAAAGUCACCUUAUAUAUAAAUAUAUAUAAAUAUAUAUAUGUGAUUUAUUUAACACAGUGUGGUGUAAAAUGUGUAUUGGAAAAAGCAUCAUUUUAGAGAAAUACCUCAAAGACUUGCCCUCAAAAAUACUUAAACUCAUGGUGUAUUUCAUGUGCAAAUGGCUGAACUGUUCCUGCUCUGUGGAGCACUGGGCUGAUAGUCUGGAUCUCCAUCUUGGGGUCUCUAUUUACCAGUGCUCCUUUAUUUUUAUUUAUUUGCAAUUUCUUGGGAAUAUUUCUUUGCUGAUUUUUGUGAGGGAGGGAGAAGACACAUGAGUAACUGGUAGGAACUGCUGGAAGUUCCUAAACUUGUCUAAACUUGUCUAAAGUUGUAGACAACUGUAAAGAUAAAUUUCACACGCAAAGGAAAGAUCAAGUAGGGAGAGCAACAUUUUUAUGUCUGUUUUCCUUGCCCAGCAAUAAAUGUUUUAACAGAUGCUCAUGACCUCAUUAAUUUUUGUAAAGUCAGGAAAAAAGAGAAUGAGAUACUGAGGGAAUUUCCUCUAGAGCUUUAUUGUUUGGUCUAGAAGCAAUUAAACAGGUGCAGAGAUGUUUCCAAGUGACAGCAAUCUCCUGGUCUGGCCGUUAGCAGACUUUGCUUCCUUGAUUGUGAUUUAAUUUAUGGAUUCAAUUAAAAUAUCAGCAUUUUUAUUGAUAAAUAAAAGCGUUGAAGGAAGCUGCUGGUUACAGAGAUUUGUGCUCCAUGUUGCUCCCCUCGCCCCUUUCCUGCUCAGCUCUAGGAGCAGAGCUGGCUCUUUAGGAAAUGGUCCUCCCAGUUUUCUCCACUUGCCUUCAGGUCCAGCAUCAGCUUGGAUUUAAAAGUUUAAAAAAUGGAGAAAUGCUCCAAUUCGAGUCAGAGCGAGGAAAUUCACUUGGCUGUCUCUAAAUGAAUCCAAGUGCAGAGCAAAUUAGUUCCAUCCAAAGGAAGGAAUGUGGUGCAGAGCCGAGGAAGGAUGAGGGAGCAUUCCCCCUUGGACAGCCCUAGCCCACCCAACCCUCUGCUCCCAGCGCUGAUUGAGGAGCUGGAGUGUGCUAGAGCCUGUUACCAAACAAACUCCUCACACAAAUUAGAUUUUGGGGAGGAAUCCUUCCCCGUGAGGGUGGGCAGGCCCUGGCACAGGUGCCCAGAGCAGCUGUGGCUGCCCCUGGAUCCCUGGCCGUGUCCAAGGCCAGCUUGGAGCAGCCUGGGAGGGUGGAAGGUGUCCCUGGCCAGGGCUCCUGGGCACAGAUGCUGCCAGCAAAGCACCUGCUUUUCAGCUCCCCAUGUCUGUGAGACUGGGCCCACUGAAGUCACAGAUGUCACUGAGUAUGUCCCUCUUCCUCAGAGCCAUGCCUGGAAUGGGGCAGCUCGGGUGAUGACAGCAGUCACCAGGAAGCAGCAGUAAAGCCCAUGCUGGAGAGAAUCAAAGGCUGUGUUUGCCUUUUCUCAGAGCUGUUUGAUCUUCUUCUCUUACCUUUGCACCUGCUACACGAGAGCUAGGAACAGGCAGCUGACAGUGGGGCUUGGGGAAGGAAGAAGAAAUGGGGCUGGACACCCUCCCCGCCCCGCUGAGCCCUGCAAAAUCCAUGGCACAGGGAUCCUCAAGUGGGCUUGGGCAAGACAAAGGUCCUGGCCUAAAUACAGCCCCUGAGCAAAGCAGGUGACCGCAAGGAGGGGUGGCACCGAGGAGAGGAGACACAAGGGGAAAUGAUCCCGAGGAGGGAUGAUCCCAAGGAUUCACACAACUCUUUCCCAGCAGUGUGACGCCAGGUUCCUGCAGGGCACUACAGCAGGAAGCUGUCUUGUAUUUACAUGUAAGAAUGUGAGCCUAAAUCUGACCAGUGAUAUGUCAGCACCAGGAAUUAGUCAUAGACUUGUUUGGGAAAUUACAGCCAACUAGGAAAUAGAAACAACAAAAAAAAAGACGUUUAUUUCUAGCUCUCAUCCCUCCCUCACACAUCCCUCUGGCUCCUUACGACAGAGGAGCAGCCGCCGUGGGGAAGAUGAGCUGCAGCAGGUAUCCCAUGGAUGUGAAGGCUGUGGGCUUCAUGCAGUGCAGAAAACAGAAGAACUACAUGAUGUUUGUGUCCUGGUCAGAUCAGAACAACAUUCUCAUCUACAGGACGUUUGAAGACUUUAAGAAAUUCCAUAAAGAGCUGAAGAGAAAAUUCCCCACGGAGAGUGGGUCACUGAGGAGUUUACCCAGGUUUAAAGGAAUAACUAUGCAGCAGAGGAAGGGUGGGAAGCUGAACAGGUGCCUGGAGAUCCUGAAACUGCUGGAAACGUAUUCCCAGGAGCUGCUGAAGACUGAUGUGAAAAUCUCCCGGGGUGAAGAGGUCAAUCAGUUUUUCAAGGCACAGACUCAAGACCUCGAUCCCUCCUUCCCUGAAAACAGUGUUGUGAUCAUGCCAUCAGUAUUCAGAAGGGAGAAGAGCCCCCAGCCCCUGUCCAUCACCCUCCCUCAGGCGUCGCAGAGCUACCGCUGCAUCGAGGCCUUCGAAACCAAAGACACAAAGAACAAACCCUUCACAGUGGCUCAGAAGGAGAUUGUGGAAGUGCUCAUCAAGGACAUGACUGGCUGGUGGCUGGUGGAAAAUGCAGACAAGCAGAUAGCCUGGUUCCCAGCCUCGUACCUGGAAGAGCUCGAUGCCUGUGAGGACAUCCAGAAUGCCUUCAGCUCAAACGAGGAGGGCAGCCUGUACUUUGUGGUGCAGGCCUACGAGGCUCAGAAGGCAGACGAGCUCUCGCUGAACCAGGGGGUGGUCGUGGAGGUGCUCAGGACAUCCCACGACGGCUGGUGGCUGAUCCGGUACAACGGCUGCACCGGCUACAUGCCCUCGCUGUGCCUCCGGCCCUACCAGAACCCUCACCACAAGCUCCAGACCAUGCUGAGCUGCGGGCUCAGGGCCUGCAGCCCGAGCCUCUGCUCCCCGCAGCCGCGGGGCCCGGCCCGGCAGCAGCACGGCAGAUCCCGCUCUCUGCCCCGGGCCAGCUCCACCCCGCAGCUGGAUUUGGAUUUGCAUUUGGAUUUGGAUUUGGAUUUGGACAGCUCCUCGCUGAGCUCGGGCAGCAGCAGCAGCGCCGGGGACGCCCGGCUGGCCUGGAAAGCCGACUUGUCGCGGUCCCUGCCCGAGGUGGAGCCGGCCCGGAGCUCUCCUGGCCCGAGCCGCGGGCACGGCAGCAAAUCCCCGCAGCUCAGUGCGAGCGACAGGAACGACUCCGGCUUCGUGGAGAGCUCCGCGGCCGAGCUGCCCCUCGCUGAGCCGGAGCUGGCCGCGGGUGUCCCCAGGGUGCCAGCCCGGCCCUCAGCGCAGGAGAUCCUGCAGCGGUGCAGCACCGUCACCAAGCGCGCCCUGCAGCGCUCGGCUCCCCGGCCCGGCCUCCCGGUCCCCAGCCGCUCCCCGGCCGGCAGCAGUGGCCCUGGGGAGGAGGGGACACGGGGACAGCCCUGACACCCCGCUCGCUGCAGUCCCCUGGGAGCCGUGGGCAGCGGCUCCGGAGCAGUCAGGUUUGGGACUGUCCCUUCCUGAGGGACACACACACACCCAUCAUCUGUGGAGAGUCAGGUUUGGGAUUGUCCCUUCCCGAGGGACACACAACACAUCCA
Vidua macroura (Pin-tailed whydah) is the source of this 4220-nucleotide messenger RNA. RefSeq names its product NADPH oxidase organizer 1 (gene NOXO1). Gene Ontology annotation, molecular function: superoxide-generating NADPH oxidase activator activity; protein binding; phosphatidylinositol binding. The record is from RefSeq and is a predicted model, not a curated record. The coding region runs from base 2617 to 4065 and encodes 482 amino acids. Lineage: Eukaryota; Metazoa; Chordata; Aves; Passeriformes; Viduidae. The transcript has 11 exons. Gene Ontology annotation, biological process: superoxide anion generation.